CGUCACGGUAAAUUUACAAACAAACAAGAUGGCCGAGAGUGCAGACGCUCCACGUCAAGUUCUUCGCGACGAAAACGAAGACAAAGAAAACAUGUCAUCUUUUGAGCCACAACUCAAGAAACAAAAGUUGUCAGAUCAUUGUUUAUCUAUAGGUUACAAGCUCGAAGAUCGUCUCAGUGGCAUCCUGUGCUGUGCUGUAUGUUUGGAUCUGCCCAGGACUUGCUACCAGUGCACAAAUGGACAUCUAAUGUGUGCAGGAUGUUUCAACCAUCUCCUAGCUGAUGCACGUCUCAAAGAUGAAACAGCAACUUGCCCCAACUGCCGAUGUGAAAUCUCCAAGAAUCUCUGCACAAGAAAUCUUGCUGUUGAGAAAGCCGCAUCAGAACUUCCCACAGAAUGCCAGUACUGCAACCAGAAGCUGCCUCGCAACAUCCUUGACCAUCAUGAGAGGGAGUUGUGUGCGGAAAGGCCCACUGCUUGCAAAUAUGCCAAGAUUGGGUGCCCGUGGCUAGGUCCCUACCACGAGGGGAGGGAGCAUGAAACAUCGUGUGCCCACCCAAAGAAGAGCGGGAGUGAGGUUCUAGAGGCGCUCAAAGUCCUGGACUUGAAACAGCUGGAAGAGAAACAGCUCUACAGUAAAAUAUUCUCACUGUUGUCACUGGAGAAGAUCACUUUCAAUGACCUGCAGUUGAAACCCUACAGAACUGAUGACUUCAUCACCAAGUUGUUCUAUGAAACAAGUCGCUUCUCAGCUUUCAACCAGCAGUGGGUGAUCAAAGCUCACGUCAACAGUGACCACAAAAACCCAACUCAGGCAUGUCAGCGCAAGCUUGUGUACCAGCUCGUCCUGAAGAGCCGCAUCAGCAGUCCGUUGCGUCUGCACUUCUUGGCCCUGAAAGGUCCGUAUGGUGACAUGAAAGUGAACCCAGCCAUAUAUGAGCAUGAGUUCACGAGCGACAGCACCGAGACAGAAGUGAAACAUUUUCCUAUCACAGACUCUACUGAAUGCAACAAACUCCUGGCCACCAGGACCAUCAAUUUCAGGAUCAUUAUGUUCCAGGUCUCCUAGAAUCAAGCUCAUCUCCAUCUUUGCCGUCAUGUUUUCUCUUGUGCUUCAAUUCUACAACAGUCAUAAUUGUUAAAUAGAUAGCAGGUUUAGUGAGUGGCGGCCUCACACUGACAGUUGCUGGAGGAAGAGUGUGUGCAGGCAUCACACAGAAACAGGCAGUUAGUUGACAACUUGGACCUGGGUAUGGAUUUGUUCAGAGACAGUUGCUGACAGACUUCUCUUUUGUGUUCUUUAGGGUUUGUGUGAACUGUGUAGAACUGUCAGUGUGAGAAGGCCUGUAUUGUAUUGACUGAUACUUAUUGUAAAGAUCUUCUAAAGAUGAGACCCAAGUGACUUGAAUUUGAAAUUGAUGAUAUAUAAUUUUAGACAGAAUUGUAGAUAUUGAUUUUAAUCCAAAGAGCCUGUUGUUCUUAAAUUAGUUUGUCAACACUCAUCCUGAAAGUAACAUUUUUUCUGGCUUCAUGCUUCUUGAAUAUCAAUCACUGGAUUGUCUGGUCCAGACUUGAUUAUUUUCAGACCGCCAUCAUAUAGCUGGAAUUUUGCUGAGUGUGGCGUAAAUCAACUAACCAACCAACCAAAUCCUAAAAUGUCUUGUUGCUUUGACAAAAUAAGUCCUUGGGUUUAUCUUGGGAGGAUCUUGCAGUUGGUUAUCAUUGUACAUGAAGGGCGAGAAAAGUUAAUACUUAACUGACAAGUAUUUUGUACUAUUUGUCUCUGUAGUCUUAGCUGUAGAAUUGUUUAGAUUUUAAGACCUACUUGCUUAUCACAGGUGAACUGUGAAUGUUUGAAAAAUCAUGUUUUUUUAUCAGUAUUUUAUAUUUGCGCUUGUUGAUACAUUGUUAAUUAUUUGAUGAUAUCAAUUUCUUUUUACUUUCCUUCUAUUUGUUAAGUGAUGUAAAAGGAAUUUCAGAUUUUUUGUUUAAGCUAUGAGAAAUACAGCAUUAGUCAGCUCUAGAUAAGCAGAUAACAUUAUCCAGUGUAGAUCACAAAAUUAUUACUAUUGAAUUUGAAAGGUAUGAAUAUGAGUAUGGUCAUUGUUUUACCACAACUUUCUUUCAAUAUUCUUCAUUGUUUGUUAUGUAAUUGGAGAUAUUAAUCUCUUAAUUUUAUUUAUUAAAGGUAAGGUAAUAGUCAAUUUCAAUAUACUCAAUCCAAUGUACAUCCUAUGUUUACUAUUGCUAGUCAUUUUCUAUAGACUUCUGUAGGUGUAGACAAUGUAUAUCAGAACACAACCUGUAGGAUAGACGUAACUCAUUAUGGUCAAUGAUUGUAUGGAUUUGGAAAGCUAAUCAUCAUUGAGAGUUUUGCUAAGAGACAAGGAUUAGGAUUUGUGUCUGACUUUCUUUUUCACUCGACAUACUUCUCUUAUGAUUAUUCUACAAACUAUAGCACAUUGUUUAUUUUUUACAUUAUUUUUUUGAUUAACACAAAGGUAUUGUGUAUUCUCAGAAUAGGUUAUGAAGAGUUGCAUUGUUUCGUACAUGGAUGCAAAACCUUUUUCUCUGUACACGCAUAAUCUCUUGUGCAUGGGUGGUAACUAAAAUUUGGUUUUGAAGGACUGAUGUCUUGAUGCAUACACAUUGCACUGUUUAUAAAUGAAUACCAAUUUAACAAAAGUUAUGGCAAGAAAUUGUAUUUAUUUGUUACUGAUUUGUACAUUUUUGGCAGUUUGGUUAUGGGUAACCUUACAUCAGCAUUUAACUGGUUUUAUGAUUCUAAAAUACACAUUUGUCAUAGAUUACAUUUACAGAAGUACCUCAACUUUUCUGCUUAUUGAAGAUAGAUAUAUGAACGUGGGCAUUCUUCUAAGUGUCUGUACAUAACACUGUCUUUGUCAUUGACAUUGUAAAUAGACGUUUGUUAUAAGGAUAUUCCAAUGUAUGUGGAGCAUACAUAUGUCAAGUCAAUUGUAGGCACAGUGAUGUUUAAAGCAAGCAAGUCAGUGAAUUUGUAAUAAUACCUGGUGCUAGUGAUAUGAUACAUUAUUCAAAGUACAUUGUUAAUGGUAGCAUACAAUUUGUGGUGGUUUAUUAACGAAGUACAUUAUAUUUUUUAACUUAUUCUGCAUUACUCAUAAAGGGUUAGGCAGGAGAAGUAUACAAAUAUAAAAAAUAUCUAGGAUUUUACUAGUUUUGAUAUUGUCAUAAUUUGUAUGAAGGUACAGUAUGUGAAAUAUGAUGUGCUGCUGUGAAUAUUAUAAUUUCCUGUAUUAGAUUUACCCUGAAGUGUCAAUCAGUUUAUAUCCUGCUCAGAAAGCUCUGUGCUUUAUAAAAGUCUCACUAUAAAAGUUUCAUGGCAAUAUUUGCUUGUAUUUUCAACUUAUGCUAAUUGGACGUUUGACCAAACUUUCUGAAAAUAUCUUUGUUAAUUUGAAGUAAAUUGUUAUGAAGGGAACAUAAUUCAUUUUAUCAUAGAACAAUGAUAAUUUUUUUUACCAGGUAUGAGAUAAAAAAAACUGUCACAGAAAGUUUAAAAUUGGCCAAUGUCAUUAAAAUUAGAUUUCAGUGCUUGCUAUUGCUACUUUGUAGUACUGAGAUCUGAUUUUAGUGAGAUUGGUCAAAUAGCUGUCAAAGGGUCAAACUCAAUACUAAUUUCGAUUUAAUUUAGAUAAAUUUGCUCAUUAUUUGUAACACCGACUUUAUUGCUCAGACAACUUUAUCACACAUACAAUAAUCCAACUGUCUUAUUUUAUCAUCAUUGACAAUAGUUUUGAAGAAAACAUGUUGAUUUUAAUAGUAAUUUAAGAUGAAAACAAUGGGGCCUUUUGUAAUAUAUAUGUAUAUUGUAAAUUCAGAUGUUAUUUAAUUAUUUUAUUCAAUCAAUUCCAUAUUGUGAUACUCUCACGUUUACUAUUUAAGACCUGUAGUAUGUAGAUAAUAUCACAGUAAACACUGGACUCUACUUCCAAAACUGUUAUAUUUGGCUUUUACACAUGUUAAAGGUUAUAAUAUUCCAUAAGGGAUUAAUGAUAAUCAUACUUGUUUUAGAGUUAUGUAUGAUGUAAAUAUCAUGUUAAUUUCAGUGUUUGAUACAUUUAUGUGAUAUAUAUAUAUAUACUCAUGUACCAUACUUCAUUUAGUCUGUGAAGAGUUAUCUUCCUUUGAUUACCGUAGUCAUAAACUUGUGACAUAGCUCUCAAUCAUUACUUUUAAGCAGAAACUGUAUUUUAGAUUCUAUGGACUCCAUCUAACAGAUACUAACAUGUUAGGCCAUUCUUCUUGUUACUUGCAGAUCAUGAGCUAGUCAAAAUAUCCAAUAAAAAUUAAUGAUGUACUCAAAUGUACUUACCUCACCCUUUACAUGAUUUGAUGAUCUUUAGAAUCCUCAUUACAAUUUUCAAAUGAUUUAAUCAUAAUACAUGCAACAACUUUAAAUUUUGUUUCACUAGUCUAUUUCCUUAUUAUCCAAGUAACUGAAAAGUUUGGCCUUAUAACGGUUUGAUCUCUUAAUACUUUGUUUUUGCACAUUUACCUUAGCACUUGUCCAGAACUUUAUAUUCUUUCUAUUUCAUGUACUUCUGUCAAGUUACGAAAAGAAAAAUGUAUUUCAGAAAUCACAUAGCUGCAGUGGUGGGUGUUUCUGGGGUCCUUCAUCAAUCCUGUUUCAGAGGACAUUAGGAGCACUUGUAGGACCAUCUGCUAGCUUUUGUCUUUCUUGUUUUACAGUAUUUAUCACCAGACUUAGUGUAAUUUAUCCUAGAAGGGGAGGCAUGGAGUUGGCCGGUUCAGGUGCUGCAGGUUUUGAUGAUGUAUACUCAUAUGUAAGUGGUAAGUGAAACGAUACAGGACAAAAUGAUUUGUAGAUUAUGCAGACUUGAAUGUUUUACAUCAGAAACGAAGACAAGCUUGUUUUUGUGUUUGUGUCAUGCAGUGAUGCCUUCUCUUGUCAAUUCUUGCUCUUCCUCGAUCAGAAUAAAGGUUUUUUCAGUUA
Messenger RNA from Haliotis rufescens (red abalone), 4999 nucleotides. Its product is annotated as cysteine and histidine-rich protein 1-like. The coding region runs from base 29 to 1069 and encodes 346 amino acids. The transcript is spliced from 4 exons. NCBI's taxonomy places the organism in Eukaryota, Metazoa, Mollusca, Gastropoda, Lepetellida, Haliotidae. Gene Ontology annotation, molecular function: zinc ion binding. The record is from RefSeq and is a predicted model, not a curated record. Gene Ontology annotation, cellular component: nucleus.